Racocetra fulgida is the source of this 870-nucleotide messenger RNA. The record is from the annotation of a GenBank genome assembly. Lineage: Eukaryota; Fungi; Glomeromycota; Glomeromycetes; Diversisporales; Gigasporaceae.
AGAAUUAGAUGAUAUCCUCUUUGAUCUUCAAGAAAAAUAUGGAAGCAAACUGUUUGAGUUUUACAUUAGUUCAGAGCGAAAGAUCUGUAUAGGAGAUGCAAACCUACUGGAAGACAUUAAUAAAUAUUCAUCAAGUUCAAAUUUUAAAAGUCGUGCUGAAUUCGAAUUAGAUGAGUUAGCUGGCAAAGGAAUUGGCUUUAACAAUAAUUUAGAAUCUUGGAAACAUAAUAAAGCAUUUCUAGCCCAAAGUAUCAUGACACCUUCAUUUUGGAAAGAAUAUAUUAAAGAAAUUGAAAUGAUCUUUGAAGACUCAAUAAAAUUGAUGGAGAGCAAACAACAAAGUUCUAGUUUUGAUAUCGAUUUUAAGGAAUGGGCAGUUAGACUACUAGCAAUUGAAGGAUAUACAAAAGAACCUAUUUCAAAGGAGUUGUCAUAUAAAAUAAAUAUUUGGAUAAAAAGUAUUAUCUUUCAUCGUUUGCUGCCAAAGUUUAUUGCUACUUACGUUCCACCUUUUAAUUUAUUUAAAAAAAAGUAUUUAAAAAACGAUGAAUGGUUGAAAAAAUAUUUUGAUGAUUUAGUAGAAAAAAGAAGAGAAGAAAUCAAUCAAAUGAAAAAAUACAAUUCUGACAUUUUAACAACAUUAAUUUGUGCAAAUACCAAGAAUAAAUUAAAAGAUGAAGAAAUCAGGAUCAUUAUUUAUGAAACUUUUAUUGGCAUUAGCACUGUUUAUGCGGAAAUUGACAAGGUAUUUUAUAAUGACAAAACUCGGCCCAUUACAUAUGACGACAUUAGUACGAUUAAGUUACCUUAUACUGAGGCUUGUGUCAAUGAAUCAUUACGUCUAAUAUCAACAGUGUUGUACACUUUAAG